CUAAAGCGGACAGAUAUACAACCGGUGGAACGAUGACACGCCACUGGCUUUAUACAGCCAAAUUCACUAACUUUAACAAGUGAUGUUAUUAUAAAGAUAAGCGUUUUCAAUAACCCCAGGGUAAUAUAAUGAAACGCCUCAUAUAUUAACAGUAAUAACGCGUCGCUGUAAGCCGCUUUAAGACUGCGCGCAGGUGGAUGGAAAUAGAAGCGGUCGAGCUGAGAUGUGGACCUGACAGAAAACUUUUGCGUCAAACAGCGAAGAAUGAACAGCGAUGAUUUUAGAGCUUACUGUGACCUUCUUUUCUCCUUUAAAGACAGAACAUAACGGGACGCAGUUCCAAAGCGCUUCGGAGUUCAGCGGAACUUUCGGAGUGUUCAGAAACGCGCAAAUAAUGGCAAAGAAACGGGUUUUAUCGGUCAGUUUUAUCAAGGGAUUCCCAGAUGACAGGUUAUUAUAGAGGCAGACAUGCCAGCCAACCUCACCGUCUCCAGCCACACCACGAACUACAGCUUCCCAGCGCUCAUCUUCGGGAUAUUAUUGAUCAUUAUCAUCAUCUGCGGGAACGUGCUGGUGUGUCUGAGCGUUUACACGGAGAAAGCGCUGAAAACCACAACCAACUACUUCAUAGUCAGUUUGGCUGUUGCUGAUUUGUUUUUGGCUGUUCUGGUCUUACCGCUGUUCGUGUAUGCAGAGUUCCAGGAUGGGGUUUGGUCCCUCAAUAUGACCGUAUGUGAUGGACUGAUGACCAUGGAUGUGAUGCUAUGCACCGCCUCUAUAUUUAACCUCUGCGCCAUCAGCAUAGACAGGUUCAUCGCAGUCUCCGUCCCUCUUAAUUACAACCGCAAACACGUGGACCAGCGACAGAUUGUCCUGCUUUCCGCCACAUGGAUCCUGGCCUUGGCCGUGGCCUCCCCCGUGAUGUUCGGAAUCAACAACGUCCCCAACCGGGACCACAGCGAAUGCAAGCUGGAGGACAACAACUACGUGGUGUACUCCUCCGUCUGUUCGUUUUUCGUGCCAUGCCCCAUCAUGCUUUUGCUGUACUGCGGGAUGUUCCGGGGCCUGAGGAACUGGGAGGCGGCGAGGAAAACCAAGCUGAGGAGCAGCAUGCAGGCCUGCAGAAAGCUUCAGGAGGCCGCCGCGUCCCUGCAGCCGCUGUCUGGCCUGCCGCCCCCUCUGCCGCCCGUGAUCGAGAAAGACCUGAGUGACAUUACCUUAGAGGAGCUGGACCACGAUCACUACCCCGAUCCUGACAGCCCGGAUCCCGUGUCCAUGCUCGCAUACCCCGCCAGGAGCUACAAUAAAGAUCAAAACCAGAACCAGCAAAGGAAGAGAGCGAAAAUAAACAGGAGGGAGAGGAAAGCCAUGAGGGUGCUUCCUGUUGUAGUAGGGGGCUUCCUGUUCUGCUGGACGCCAUUCUUCGUAGUGCACACGAUGAGGGCUCUCUGCGAAGACUGCGACAUCCCCAGCAGCGUCACCAGCAUCGUGACCUGGUUAGGCUACGUCAACAGUGCCCUCAACCCUAUCAUCUACACCGUCUUUAACACAGAGUUCAGGAAGUUCUUCCGGAAGUUCUUGCCGACUCUGCCCAACUGCUGCUAGCCUGAACAUGCUCUCUGCUAACGGUUUACGAACAAAACAAACCCAAAAGUAUAAAUGAACCAGACAAAUAACGCUUACAUGUAAAUACAGCACGUUGUAUGAAACAAGUAUGGUUAUAAUGCACUAAGAUGUUUGCUGCCAUUACGUUUUUUAUUUUACGGUUUAAUUUCAAAUGUUUACAUUUUGAGAGUUGACAUCAAACAGACUCUUUCAUGAAGCGCAAGCAGGAUGAAUUUGCGUAAAUCUUUCGUAAAAUCAUUCUUGCAUAAACUGUGACAUUUCAUUAAAUGAAAACAGAACAAAUUUGUGUACAUUUUUGCUUAUCGUGUGUGUACACCAAAAGCGAAUUGAAUAUUCGCAUUGUGUUAUUUAAUCUAGAUUACCUUUGCGUUUUUCACGUCACUUGUGCGAAUAAAAAAAAAUCACUCAUGCUCUCCUCCAUUUUCUGUUACAUCCGGACGUGUCAAUAAGCUCUUCUUCACUGAUUGGCUUGCGUGACAACACGUCAUGCGAAUUUUCCUGCUCAAAUUGAAAUUUGUCUACUUGCGCGAAAGACACGAUUGCGCACAUUCACUACAAUCGCGUUG
This is a messenger RNA of Sinocyclocheilus rhinocerous, 2192 nucleotides long. Its product is annotated as D(4) dopamine receptor-like. Gene Ontology annotation, cellular component: plasma membrane. Gene Ontology annotation, molecular function: G protein-coupled receptor activity; dopamine neurotransmitter receptor activity, coupled via Gi/Go. The transcript has 4 exons. The coding region runs from base 469 to 1605 and encodes 378 amino acids. Gene Ontology annotation, biological process: negative regulation of voltage-gated calcium channel activity; adenylate cyclase-inhibiting dopamine receptor signaling pathway; phospholipase C-activating dopamine receptor signaling pathway. The record is from RefSeq and is a predicted model, not a curated record. NCBI's taxonomy places the organism in Eukaryota, Metazoa, Chordata, Actinopteri, Cypriniformes, Cyprinidae.